Messenger RNA from Electrophorus electricus (electric eel), 850 nucleotides. RefSeq names its product ferritin, middle subunit-like. Gene Ontology annotation, molecular function: ferrous iron binding; ferric iron binding. Gene Ontology annotation, cellular component: cytoplasm. The record is from RefSeq and is a predicted model, not a curated record. Gene Ontology annotation, biological process: iron ion transport; intracellular iron ion homeostasis. Lineage: Eukaryota; Metazoa; Chordata; Actinopteri; Gymnotiformes; Gymnotidae.
GCCACCAUUUCAGAAGAUUCAGAGGAGUUCUUGCUUCAACAGUGCUUGAACGGAGCUUCUUUAUUCAGCAUUGUCUCGUUCCAGAUUGUCUACGAAGUUAAUCUAGAUUCUAUUUUUGUACGUUUUGAUAAUAAAAAAAAAGAAAAUCCGCCGAAAUGGAGACUUCUCAGAUUCGUCAGAACUACCACCGCGACUGCGAGGCGGCCAUCAACAAGAUGAUAAACAUGGAGCUUUACGCCUCCUACACCUACAGCUCGAUGGGUUUCUACUUCUCUCGCGAUGACGUCGCCCUCGAGGGUUUCUCCCAUUUCUUCAAGGAGAACAGUCACGAGGAACGUGAGCACGCGGAGAAGUUCAUGUCCUUCCAGAACAAGAGGGGCGGCCGCAUUUUCCUCCAGGAUGUCAAGAAACCUGAGCGAGAUGAGUGGGGCACCGGACUGGAGGCUAUGCAGUGUGCUCUGCAGCUGGAGAAGAACGUGAACCAGGCUCUGCUGGACCUGCACAAGAUUGCCACUGAGAAGGCUGACCCUCAUCUGUGUGACUUCCUGGAGUCUGAGUACCUGAAUGAGCAGGUGGAGAUGAUCAAGAAGCUGGGUGACCACAUCACCAACCUCAGCAAGAUGGACGCUGGCAACAACAGGAUGGCCGAGUACCUGUUUGACAAGCACACCCUGGGCAGCAAGAGCUAAAUCCAGCACCAGGCUUUGAGGGCCUCAAACUCCAUCAGCUUUUACUGUGUAGUGCAAAAUUGAACUUGCGGUCAUGGCUAAAUAGCUUCACUAAAACUCUGCACAACUUGAUAUAAAUUGUGCCUGAAUCUGUUGAAUAAACAUUUGUGCUGGACAUGUGA